AUGGCUGCUCAAAUCCCCAUAGGGACACGAGGAACUAUCGGAUCGCUUGUACGUAAAGAAAUCGACUACUUCAAAAACAUCAAUACAUGUCCCCAGUUCGAUCCACGGAGAGGCAAUUAUGAAGAAAAGACCAAAAGUUUUCAACAAAGAGAUCGUUCAUCACGGCUGAGUUCUUGGUUCUCUAAAACCAAUUGGAGAAAGAAGAAGAGACAGAGCCGUGGUGGCGGUGGAAGGUUUUUGCCGAGUAUGUGCUCGGCGGUGGAGGUUUCCGGUGACAGUCGAGUUCCUGGUUUCACCUAUAGGAUCUUGAAGAGUGAAGAGAAAGGUUUGCGUGUGUAA
Eutrema salsugineum is the source of this 339-nucleotide messenger RNA. RefSeq lists its product as uncharacterized. The coding region runs from base 1 to 339 and encodes 112 amino acids. The record is from RefSeq and is a predicted model, not a curated record. NCBI's taxonomy places the organism in Eukaryota, Viridiplantae, Streptophyta, Magnoliopsida, Brassicales, Brassicaceae. The transcript has a single exon.